AUGGGUUGUUGUGUUAGCAGUGGUAGCAGCAAACUACUACCUCCAACUCUAUCAAAUUCUUCUUCACAACAGAGUGAGGAAGAAACAGUGAAAGAAGUGCUCUCUGAAAUUCCCACUUUUCCAAAUUCAAAACUCUACGCUAAUGAAAAUAGUCCCAAAAAAUCCUCACCCAUCUCGAAAUUUUCCAAUUCGAUGGAAGAAAUGUACCAUAAAAAUCACAUUAUGAAGAAACCCAUUACCCCUAAUUUCAACCACCCUGAUGAUGUUUCCGAAGAAGUAUCCGAGAUCUGCAGCAGCACUCUCAGUGAGGCGGCAACAGUAACAGAGAAGCGAUAUGCAGCUGAAGAUGACGCUAACGAAGUCCGGCAGCGGUCACCGGCGAAGUACCGGAACGGUUCCUUUCAGAGAAGUGUUGGAAACUCGCCAGCGAGAAGAUCCGAUCCGUCUCCGGGUCGGGUGAGAUCCGGAUCCGGAAGAGAAUCUCGGGUACAGAGGAAGGAUAAUGGGGAAUGCUCCGGUAGGAGAUCGAGGUCACCGGCGAUGAGGACGGAGAAUGGAGGAUACGGGUCGGGUUUAGGGAGGAGUCCGUCGGUGAGGAAAACGGGUAAGUCGCCGGGAAGGGUGAGAUCCGAAUUGGGUGAUCGGAUCCGGAAAAUGGAUGAGAGAGAUGGAAAUGGAGAAACUAAUUGGCCACCGACAAAUGGAAAUGAAUCACUUGAAAAUCCACUUGUGUCAUUGGAAUGUUUCAUUUUUCUUUAA
This is a messenger RNA of Solanum tuberosum (potato), 759 nucleotides long. RefSeq lists its product as uncharacterized. The record is from RefSeq and is a predicted model, not a curated record. Lineage: Eukaryota; Viridiplantae; Streptophyta; Magnoliopsida; Solanales; Solanaceae. The coding region runs from base 1 to 759 and encodes 252 amino acids. The transcript has a single exon.